CAUGGUACCUCGCGUCGUCCUCGUCACCGGCUCCUCAGAGGGCGGCAUCGGCUAUGCGCUCUGCCAGGAGUUCGACAAGCAGGGCUGUACCGUCUACGCCUCGGCACGCAGGGUCGAGGCGCUCGCCUCGCUCCCCGACAGCGUGCACAAGGUCGCGCUCGACGUGACCUCUCUUGAGUCGUGCGAGUCGGCGAUCAAGCGCAUCAUCUCGGAGCAAGGGCGCAUCGACAUUCUCGUCAACAACGCGGGCCAGGGCGGCACGGGCGCCAUGCUUGACGCCGACGUCGAGAGCGACAAGGGCGCCAAGGCGACGUUCGAGACCAACGUGUGGGCGCCGAUCCGCCUCAGCAAACUCGUCGCGCCGCACAUGGCCGAGGCGGGCUCGGGCCUCAUCGUCAACGUCGGCAGCAUCGUCGGAAACGUCCCGACGCCUUGGGCCGGCGUGUACGCGGCGAGCAAAGCCGCUCUUCAUUCGAUGACCGAGACGAUGCGCCUCGAGGUCAAGGGCCUCGGUAUCCACGUCAUGCUCGUCGCACCUGGCGCCAUCACGUCCAACUUUGGCACGAAGCAGGUGGACAGCAUCAUUAUGCCUGAAGAUUCGCUGUACCAGCAGGUCAAGGACUUGAUUGUCAAGCGCGCCCAGAUGUCGCAAACUCCAGGUCGUUCCACGCCUGCGAGUCAGCUCGCCGCCUCGAUCGUUGCUCACGCUCUCCGUCCCUCGCCCGCGAGGUAUUUCACCGGCGGCGCCAACUCGUUCCUGUUCUGGGUCCUCGAGCGCAUCCCUCGACCUCUCGUGUGGCUCUUGCUCGGACGCACUCUCGGCACGACCAAGAUCAAGCCUCUGCGGGCCAAGCACGCAUAGCGAGAGAGGAACGGAGACGAAGAAGUUGCAUUACAGACGGGGAGGGGAGCGAUUAAAGGGGGGCAACGAGGCGCUAAAGAUGCAACUAUGGGUCUUGACAAACUUCUGGAGAGCAGCCUCUGAUCGGCGCUCGAGAGCGAGAGCAUCUCGUUCGAGAGUUGCUCAGGCGUCGGUGAGCGCGCCGCGACGGAUGCCGGCGCCCGAACGCGCCUUGACGCCGAGGAUGAGGACGACGAUGAGGAUGAUGAAGACCCAGAUCGUGCCGAUCCAGCCGACGGCGACGAGGCCCUUGGUGACGUUGCAGCGCGAGAACGUCUGCAUCGGGAUGCCGCAGUUGCGGUUGGCGACGAACGCCGUCAACGACGAUGCGCCGCACAGGUAAAGGAAGAAGGCGAUGGCGAAGGCGACGAGGUGGAACAUGAUGCCGAAUGCGACCGACUGAGGCUUGAAGAGGGUGCCAAUGAGCGAGUACAUGGAUACGAGAGUGCCCCAGAUGCCCGCCGUCAAGAGGAGGCGCUCGCGGUCGCGGGCCGCGUUGGACGGGAAUCCGGUCGAGAGCCAGUGCGACUCGAGCGAGGCGGCGAUGGCGAGCACGACGAUGCUCGUCAGGAAGCUCAACGUCAUGAGCGGGACGAUGGUGAGGCGGACGGCGCGUUCAGAGACCAUGAUGGGCAGAGCUUGUUGUGUGUCGGGUGUGCCGAGACGAGUGUGCUUGAGCUGGUCGCGAGGAGCCUGC
Molecule: messenger RNA, 1598 nt
Organism: Rhodotorula graminis WP1
Lineage: Eukaryota; Fungi; Basidiomycota; Microbotryomycetes; Sporidiobolales; Sporidiobolaceae
Exons: 10
Cellular component (GO): endoplasmic reticulum
Molecular function (GO): oxidoreductase activity
Source: RefSeq, a predicted model, not a curated record